CUGGGAAUCACUAUAUUGUACAAAAACUAAUAGAGUGGAAACACAGAGAAUUAAACCACGCUGGUGUUCAAAUUUUAAUGAAUCAUCUGCGCGAGAAAUACUGGAUACUAAGGUGCAGAAAAUAUAUCCGGCUUAUCACACUCCGAUGCUCUAGGUGUCGAAGAUUUGCUGUGUCUUCAGCCCACCCUGAAUCUCCGCCAUUGCCUGUGGAUCACAUAAGAGAUGCUGCGCCAUUCGAGGUUAUUGGCGUUGAUCUAGCUGGUCCACUGUACUUGAGGGAUAGGCAGAAGUGUUGGAUUGUUCUGUAUACCUGUGCAGUGUACAGGGCUUUGCAUCUCGAGUUGUUGAUGUCUCUGUCAACGAAGGCGUUCCUGCAAACAUUCAGACGAUUUGUGUCAAGAAGUGGACGCCCUUCUGUUAUUUAUAGUGAUAACGGUACAAAUUUUGUCGGUGCCGCCAAAAUUUUCUCUGAAGCUGAACUUACAAAGAUUAAAGAUGAAAUUCUUGUUCAGGACAUUACCUGGAAGUUCAUUCCUCCAGCUUCGCCCUGGUGGGGUGGCUGGUGGGAAAGGUUGGUAGGAUGUGUAAAGCAGAUUAUUAGGAGAAUUUUGGGACGAGCUUCGUUAACUUACGAAGAACUCUACACAAUUAUCUGUGAGGUAGAGGGUUUGAUGAACUCUCGACCACUUACUACUCUCUCGGAAGAUACUGAAGAUUUGAUUCCGUUGACUCCUAAUAUGUUUCUGCAAGGAAUAAAGGAAACUGGACUUCCCGAUUUAGACCAUAUGGAAAAGGUCAAUCUUGGGAAGAGAUUCCGUUAUUUAUGCAAAUUGAGAAAAGAUUUACGAAAUAGAUUUCGAAUUGAGUACCUGGCGCAAUUGCAAAACCCGAGGGGGUUAGCCAAGGGCACUAAAAUGAUUGCUGUGGGAGAUAUCGUCUUGGUUGGACAUGACAAUCAAAAACGACUUGAUUGGCCUCUGGCGAGAGUUGUCGAGAUCUAUCCAGGUAAAGAUGGAUUGGUGAGAGUGGUAAAAUUAAAAACACAGGUUGGAUUUCUUAUCCGUCCUGUUAGGAAAUUGUACCUAUUGGAGAUUUCUUCGGGGGAUGAGAAGAAAGAUAUGCAAGAAGAAUUUCGUGACAGGACUGCAGGAAGUGAUGUGACAAACUCAUCUGAGAAGUAUCGAGUCUCCAAAAGGGGCAGACCCCUAAAGACUCCCAAUCGGUUAAAUCUAUAAACUGAUUCGAACUCCUUCAAUUUGUACUUUGUGUUUUGUUGAGUUUGAAUUUAAGUUUGAUUUGAUUUUGCCUAACAAAAUCAAAGGUGGGAGGAUGACCCGUCCAUCCCGCUAGAUGGCGGGCAGUUUUAAUAGUUUUUUUUAUUUAAUGUUUAAUAUUAUUGGAGAGUUGGCAACACCAAGCUGGUGGUGUUGAGUGACAAAAAGGCGCGAGAAUAUAGAGCGGGACGCUCUUUCCUACUGAAUCAUUGUAUAUAGAAGGUUUGUUGGUUUUGUGUAAAUAAAAUCAAAAAGACAAACUUGGUGAACUUUU
Messenger RNA from Centruroides sculpturatus (bark scorpion), 1548 nucleotides. RefSeq lists its product as uncharacterized. NCBI's taxonomy places the organism in Eukaryota, Metazoa, Arthropoda, Arachnida, Scorpiones, Buthidae. Gene Ontology annotation, biological process: DNA integration. Gene Ontology annotation, molecular function: nucleic acid binding. The transcript has a single exon. The record is from RefSeq and is a predicted model, not a curated record. Bases 78 to 1235 code for a protein of 385 amino acids.